Messenger RNA from Rotaria sp. Silwood2, 232 nucleotides. The record is from the annotation of a GenBank genome assembly. NCBI's taxonomy places the organism in Eukaryota, Metazoa, Rotifera, Eurotatoria, Philodinida, Philodinidae.
UGAAGACUAUGAUCAAGCAUUUAAAUUAGUUAAACGUGGUGGUCGUGUCGUUCCUAUAGCUUUACCUAGUGAUAAAAUGUCCUUACCAAUUGUUGGUUAUAUUUUGAAUGGAAUUGCAUUAGUUAAAAGUCUUGUUGGUACACGACAAUAUUUACAAUUAGCGAAACUUCAUCAGAUCGCAUGUAAAGUUCAAAACAACUCUACCACUAAUUUUAUAAUUGAUAUCUUUUAA